AUGACGGCGAUUUGCGUCGACAGCGGCGGAGGUCUGACGGCCAAAGGGCUCGACAUCAGCCUGGCCGCCUUGCAGAGGCACGAUCCUUACAUCAAAAAUAUCUUGGACGUAGCCAGCCAAGUGGCUCUGUACACUUACAACAACAGAGCCAAUGAGUGGGAAAAAACUGAAGUGGAGGGAACUCUGUUCAUCUAUACGAGGUUGGCCUCUCCCACACAUGGCUUCACUAUCAUGAACAGACUCAGCAUGGAGAACCUAACUGAGCCCAUCACCAAAGACUUGGACUUCCAACUCCAGGACCCAUUUCUGCUGUACCGCAAUGCACGCCUGGUCAUUCACGGCAUCUGGUUCUACGACAAGGCCGACUGCCAGCGCGUCGCCCAGAGGAUGAAAACUCUGACUCAGCUGGAACAAGCGGUGGGGCAGGGCGGCUGGCUGCCCUCGGGGGAAGGUGCAGGCGGCGAUCAGGGUGAAGGGCAGGUGGUAGAUAUCAUCCAGAUGCUCACUAAGGCUCAUAGCCAAUACGACAAGGAGAAAUCCACUUCAGAGCCGAAGGAAAUUGGUAGCAGCGGCGUCCUUUUCGGGAAGCCCAACCUCAUCAAACCCAUCCCAGUCAAGCCCACCACUGAACAUGACGCCAAAGAGUCCAAGCCACUCUCUUUGGCGAUGUUGUUCGGUUCUCCAAAUGAGCGGCCACCACAACUUGACUUCGCCCCUACCGCCCCCGUCACACGAAAAGUAACUCGCCUUCCAGUUGCGCGCACACUCACGUACGACACACCUGAAGCGACUUCAGGACACCUCCCUCAGCACUGCCCGGCAAUCCAGAAACUCAUGCAGGCUCAGAGAUGCGUCCCGGGGGAGGCUCUCCAGACGCUGUCAGAGUCGCCGGAGAAGCGACUGUGCGACAAUGGCGUCUUGCUGGACCAUCUUCACCUCUACCACCAUCAGAUCCACCAUCACCACCAAGUGGAUCCAAUCAAGAGGCUGUUCCAAAGCCAGCCUUGCUGUUCAGCGCAGUGUUCUCACCAGCAACCAGUUUUGAUCCACUCCAAGCAGCAGCUGGAUUCAGGUGACGCUUCCCAUGUCCCCGGUGCGCUUUCUCCGCACGAGCUGGUCCACAAGCUGCAGCUGGUCCAACAGGAGCAGAACCAGGCCUCGAUGGUACCGCCACGCCUCAGCCCUGCCCUGGCCCCCCGCUUCCAGGGGCCGGCGAGCCUGAACGCGGCGAGUCCGAAAGUGACUCUGCAGUUUCAGGAAUCUUCCCCGCAGACGAUCCCCGCCCCCGUGUCCCCGAUAAUGCUGCUCUCCCCGAGCGUCUUCUCUCAGGUGAAAUCGGACGUCGCCAAGCCCGACUCCCAGUCCGCUUAUUCGCCUCAGAAGGACAGCAAAGUUCUGACCAGAAGCCAAUUCCAGGCAGCCUUGCUGCACCUGAUCCAGACAGACAACUCCUUCCUGGACACCAUCUAUGAGACCUAUGUGGGGCAAUUUUGCUAA
Molecule: messenger RNA, 1497 nt
Organism: Nerophis lumbriciformis (worm pipefish)
Lineage: Eukaryota; Metazoa; Chordata; Actinopteri; Syngnathiformes; Syngnathidae
Source: RefSeq, a predicted model, not a curated record